Messenger RNA from Rhodamnia argentea, 2262 nucleotides. RefSeq names its product protein ANTI-SILENCING 1. Gene Ontology annotation, molecular function: RNA binding; chromatin binding. The record is from RefSeq and is a predicted model, not a curated record. Bases 326 to 1999 code for a protein of 557 amino acids. NCBI's taxonomy places the organism in Eukaryota, Viridiplantae, Streptophyta, Magnoliopsida, Myrtales, Myrtaceae. The transcript is spliced from 13 exons.
CUCAAAAUUGGGGCACCGGACUUUGGGGGGAAAUCACGCCCCGUGAAAUCCUCACCUUCCUCCGCAGGAUCCGGAGUCGUUCACCGACGGAGCGGAGGGCGCAGAGAUAAAGGGAGGAGAGCCGAGCUCCAUCCGACGCUUCGACUUACUACUGGUUGUUGCUUCGACCUCGAACCGACGCGGAUGUUUUUAGUGAACUCUUCUGCUGCGAACGAGAUGGGUGAUUUGAUUGUAGGAACAAGUGGUGCCGUGGAAUUUUGUUGACGGGGGGACGGUCUGUUUGCGAUUAGGUAACUGGGGUGGGAGGAAGAUUUAAUAGGAGAGAAUGGCGGAAACAAGCAACCGUGGUGAUGAUAUCGAUUUCAAGUGGGGCAAAAAGUUAGGUUUUGACAGAAAGAACAGAGAGGUCCAGUAUUACAAAUCGUUCCAUUUCGAGGGUGUGGAAUACAGUCUCUAUGACUGUGUUUAUCUAUUCAAGGAAAGUGAGCCUGAGCCCUACAUUGGGAAACUCAUAAGGAUAUGGCAAAACCCAGCUAAGUUGAGGAAAGUGAAGGUUCUGUGGUUUUUCCGUCCUGAUGAGAUCGUCAAUCACCUAGGAACUGUAAAGCCGCUGGAGAAUGAAUUAUUUUUGGCAUCCGGAGAAGGUGUAGGUCUUGCAAAUAUUAAUCCUCUGGAAGCAAUUGCUGGGAAAUGCCACGUCAUCUGCAUUUCAGAGGACACAAGAAACCCGCGACCUUCUAUUGAAGAGCUUCAAAUGGCUGACUUUGUAUUUUCUCGUACAUUUGAUGUCGUGCAAUGCAAAAUAAUGCAUCAGAUAGAUGAAAAAAUUGCUGGCAUUGAAGUUAAGUCCCUCUUUAAUAGAGACAGAAGUCUCAAUCGCAAUGGUGUUGAAAAGGUUGUCUCUCUCGACAAAGAGGAUGAAGACCUUGGCGAAAGUGAGUUGCCCAGUGAGGCAUUGGCCUCUGGGUCGGGUACACUUGAAGGAAAGAAGGAUGGUGAAGGAGAGGAACCAUCUCUGAAAGCCAAAACGAAUGGACAUACAUGUGGGGAACAUUUAUUGGUGUCUCCACGUGACAAAACUACCUCAACCGUAGUGCAAGUUGACGAUCUCGAGAGGCCGUUGAAGAAACGAAAAAUGGAUGCUUCGGAGAUAUUGUUGAGCGAUAAGUAUAAGAAUGAUAAAGGCAAGUCAAUUGAUGAAUUUGGUGUUAGGCGUCGGGCCUCAAUACGAAGUGGAAGUUCAUCCGAGAAUCAUUUGAAAAGUAAAUGCCUCGGUGAAUCUCCAAGAGGAGAGAGAGGCCUCAUUUUGAAGCCUGAGCAGAAAUUGAUGGAACUCUCUAGUCAAAAGUUGCUUGAAGUAUCCUCUCAUCUAUCUCCUCAAAAGGAUGACAAAAACAACCACAAAGCAUUGCGAGCUGCUCUACCAGUUGAUGUUGACAAGAACACAUGGUUCAAGCCGCCUCCUUUUGAAGAUAGAAUACAGACUGCACGGAAGCAAGGAACACUUGUUCUGCUUCAAAAUUUGGAUCCAAGUUAUGCCUCGACUGAAGUUGAGGAUAUAAUUUGGCAAGGCUUUAAGGAGAAAUGCUCAGCAAAGAUGCUUUUGCAGACUACAACUUCUAGCCCCCACUGUGGUCAAGCUUUUGUGAUAUUCAAAACAAGGGAAGCAGCAAAGAGAGCCAUAAAACAAUUGGAUACUGGAUGCUUGGUGCUACCUGACGGAAGGCCUCUUGUCGGCUGUAUCGAGACUCCUUGCUCUUCUGGAAAGCAGUCAAAAUUUAACGGCCAUCUAGUAAUUAGUAAUCCAAAGCAGCCACAGACUCGGGAGAUGAAAGAAGCUGUAUCUACUUCACAUUGUUCACAGCCCAACACCAUAGUAUAUGACAUGGCAAUGGAGUGGUGUUUGCUGCAACAAAGAUCAGAUUUUGUUUUGGACAAGUUAUAUACGCAACAUGGGGUGGAAUUGAGAAAACUCAAGGCUCGUUUGAAGUCCAAGUGAAAUACAGUGCCAUUCAGCAACUGAAUAGGCAAUUAGUGCUUCGAACAAAGCAAAGAGGAUGAGCAGAGGAGAUUUUUUGGCAUUUCUGCUCUUAAGGAUUUAGGCAGAUUUUGGUAAGAGGCAAAUGGCAAAAUGUAUGAGGCUGUCUGAUUGCCGAGAUGCUGGGGAAUUUGGCCAGUAACUUCUGUAUUUUUCCAAUGAUCUGGCAACACAAGCCGGUUCCGGGCUUUUAAAAAUUAAACCUUUUGCCUUUUCUCCUAUUA